UUGUAUAUGUCAUGUGGAUUGAUAGAUAAUUUCAGUGUCAUAUAAAAUAUAAUCGUAAAGCUCUAUUUUAACACACUAAUAUUUGUGAGGCAAGGAAUUUGUGUUUUUAAGGCGUUUAGUAUUUCGAUGCAUCGACGGUCACAUAUAAUUACGACUGCUUUUACGUUAUCAGGUGAACUGAAAAUGUGUUUCUAUCCAGUACAGAAUUUCAAAACACAAUGGCCUAUAUUCGUUACAUCCGGGAUAUGUGAUACUGCUAUACAUGACGUCACCAGCAAGCGUCCGAGCAACAGCCAUGUUCUUUUGCAAAUAAACUCUAAAAAUCGACUAAAAUGCCGCGUGGAAGGCCUCCUAAGUUGAAGAUUCGUAUUGACGGUUUAUCAGGAAUCAAUGAUGAAAAUUCUGGUUCCAAAUCUCCAGGCACUGGCCCAUAUAAAUGUGACAAAUGUGAGCAGGAAUUUCCUAAAUGGGCCCGAUUAAAACGGCAUGAACGUAAACACGAUUACGAAAAACCACACAAGUGCCAGGCCUGUCCUGAGGCGUUCAACAAGGAAUACAACUUGAUGCUACACAAAGCACUGCAUAAGUUAGAUACACCACAGUGUCCCGAUUACACGUGCCACAAGAAGUUCUCCAGAGUUGCUAGUUUGAAGGCUCAUCUUCUUAUACAUGAGGAAGAUGAAUGCCUUGAUUGCCAAGACUGUGGAGAAGAGUUUAAUUUUCAGAGUGAACUUGACAAGCAUCUGAAAACUCAUACAGAUAACAAUUUCGAAGAUGGUGCUGCAGUGGACUGUAAAAUAUGCGGUGAAGUUUUUUCCCUACCAUCGGCACUCAAAGAACACAUGAUACGAUACCACUACAAGGCCAAGUCCAACCUGUUGAAUGCAAAGUGUUAUCGUAAGCACAUCGAUCGCUCAGCCUUUCAACAUGAAUGUGAUCACUGUGGAAAAUGUUUCCAGAAACCAAGCCAACUCCUACGACAUCGAAGAAUACACACAGGUGAGCGGCCUUACUCUUGUGACCAAUGUGACAAGGCAUUUAAUCAGAAAGGAGCACUCCUCAUCCACAUGACAAAGCACACAGGGGAACGACCUCAUCGCUGUGACCUUUGCCCGCAGACAUUCUCACAGAAGGGAAAUCUUCGAGCCCAUAUAGCCAGAGUGCAUGAAAUCAACCGAGGAAUGCACAACACAUACCAAUGUGAAGAAUGCACAUGUGUCUUCCGGAAGCUGGGAAGCUUAAAUGCACAUGUGAGUAGAAUGCACGGUGAAGAAGGCUUGGUCUUGACUAGUCCUCAUAUUGAUAUUAUUGAGGAAGUUGAACCAGUUAAUAUGAUGCUACAGAAUCGAUUAGGAUUGAGUGACCAGGCAGUUGACGAUGUUGUUCAACAGUUGAUGGGCCUCUCCCAGCAAGUAACUGAUGCCACAGAUGCAACAAACCAAAUUCAACAAAUAGCCAUGAGUAGUAACAUCAGCUCAGACAUCUUACAAGAGGCAUUAGAAAACAGUGGUCUGACUGCAGCUGCAGAAGCUGAAAGUCAAAGCCAACAGAGUCAAGAUGGAAAUGAUGGAUCAAUGAUUGUACCUUUGCAAGGUAGUCAUGAUGUUAUACAAUGUGUCCAACAAGUAGCUCACUCUGUUGGAAUACUUCUGAAAAAGCAGCAGAUUAAAAGGCGUGGAGUUUCUCGAUUUCAUCAUUGCGAUUUUUGUCAAAAAUCUUUUAAGAAGCCAAGUGAUCUUCAGAGGCAUAUCAGGAUACAUACUCGAGAAAAGCCUUACAAAUGUGCUGAAUGUCAAAGGGCAUUUACUGUGAAGAGUACUCUAACUGCCCAUAUGCGUACUCAUACAGGUGUCAAAGAAUACAAGUGUCAUGUUUGUAAUAAAUGCUUUACAACACACGGCAGUAUGAAAGUUCACUUACGCCUACAUACUGGAGCAAAACCCUUUAGUUGUCCACAUUGUGAUAAAAAGUUUAGGACUUCAGGUCAUAGGAAAACACACAUUGCUUCCCACUACAAGGAGGCCACAAUAAGAAGACCAAGAAGAACGUCAAGACCUAAGCCUUCAGUGGACCUUCCUGAAGUCACGCUUCAAGAACCUAUCCUGAUUACCGAUAAUGGGCUAAUUCAACAGCCAUCACGUAGUUCAAUCAACCAAUUUUUAUCUGGCGAUCUUCAGCAGAUUGGAAGUGUUGAUAGACCUUACAAAUGUGGCCACUGUGCACGUGCCUUCAAGAAAUCUAGUCAUCUUAAACAGCAUACACGUUCUCACACUGGUGAGAAACCUUACAAAUGCACUGAGUGUGGAAAGUGUUUUGUGUCAACAGGUGUACUCAAAGCCCACAUGCGGACUCAUACAGGUGUUAAGAAUCAUCAAUGCGGUAUGUGCAAUGGUCUGUUUACUACUAGUGGAAGCCUCAAAAGGCAUAUGUCAACACAUAGUGAACUACGCCCAUUCAUGUGCCCUUACUGUCAAAAAACCUUCAAGACCUCUGUGAAUUGUAAAAAGCAUAUGAAGACACAUAAAAGAGAACUUGCUAUGCAGCAGCUGGAGCAGCAACAACAUGGACAAGACCAAGUUGUCAGUCAGCAACAGCAGCAGCAACAGGACGCUAGCCUUGCUGAGCUUGAAGAGCAGACUACAGCCAUCUUGGAACAACUUGGUCAAGCACAGGCUCUUGGUCCUGCUACUAACCUAUCUGACCAAACUGUAGCACAUAAUACGGUUGUCCAAGAAACAUUGACAGAGCCGACUGGUAUGCUCCAAGAAGGAUUAUCCCAGGAGACCCUGACUCAAGCAGCACUAGGGACUCGGAACCUAACACAAGUGACUCUUACACAACAGACAUUGAAUGCCCUUGCAAAUCAGCAAGUAUUGGCAGCCAACCAGCAAGCCCUCUCUCAGGAGCAGCAGAUCAGCUUGCAAACCCAACAGAUUCAACAACAGUUAGAAGCCAUUACUGGCCAACGAUCAUCAAUUUUACAGCAGCAGACUGCAAACAGCUCUGCCAUGCAAGCCAUUAUGCUAAACAGUAUGCUUCAACCACAAGUGCAAAAUGACACUGAUGAUGGGAAAAGAACUUAUGUUUGUUCCUAUUGUUCAAAAGCCUUUAAGAAGUCUAGCCACUUGAAGCAGCACGUACGAUCUCACACUGGUGAGAAGCCGUAUCCUUGCGAGCAAUGUGGAAGAGCUUUUGUCACUGCAGGUGUCCUGAAGUCCCAUUUGCGAACUCAUAGUGGUGUAAAGAGUUUCCGCUGCAAUAUCUGUCAAGCAGCCUUCUCAACCAAUGGAUCUUUACAUAGACAUAUGACAGUACAUAGUUCUGAGAGACCUUUCAAAUGUGAUCAGUGCAAUCAGACAUUCCGGACAAAACUUCUACUGAAACGCCAUGAAGCAUCACAUUUGAAAGAACAAACUAAGAUUACAAAGAAAGCCAAAGAUGUAUUGCAGUUAACUAGUGAGGAAGCCAUGCAUCUUGUUAAUUCGUCACCAACCAAAGGACUCUCUGUAUCGGAAACCAUUCUUAUUCAGUCUGCUGCAGAAAAAGACCGCAUUAGUGAAAUUAAGGAUAAGUUGGAAGAGUUAAAAAAGGGUCCAAAACAUAAGAAUCAAUGCACUAAAUGUCCAAAAAGCUUCAAGAAGCCAAGUGAUCUUGUGCGUCACCAACGAAUACAUACUGGUGAAAAACCAUUCCAAUGUGAAAGGUGUGACAAAGCCUUUGCUGUUAAAUCAACUUUAGAUUGUCACAUGAGAGUUCACAAUGGUUCUAAACAGUUUACUUGUCACAUGUGUGAAUCACAGUUUGCUACAAAGGGUAGCUUAAAAGUUCACAUGAGAUUGCAUACAGGAGCAAGGCCUUUUAAAUGUCCUCAUUGUGAUGAGUGUUUCCGUACUUCUGGAUCUAGAAAGAUGCAUAUCCAGCAGCAUCUGAAACCUGAGACUGCAACAAAAAAACAGCGUAAACAGGCACAAGCUAAGCAGGUGGUACAAGCCAUGCAAAUUGAAAAUGAAGCAAAUAUUCAAUCAGCUUCAGUUGCCAUGACAUCAGAACCGAACACAUCUGUUUGCCAAGUACAGACAACUUCUGGUACUGUGGAUCAAAGCAACUUACAGGCAGCAUUUCCUCAAGGUGUUGUUCCUAUUGCCUUAACAGGUGGUGAGUAUGCACAGCUCAGUGAUGGUUCAAUAGCAACGGUAUUGACACAGGGCUUAGAGGGCAUGCAGUUGCAGCUGAGCACUGCUAACCUUGGGCAAAUUUCUGGCCUAGACUCUAACAUUACUGUCCAGAUUGAUCCAAGUAUUCUGCAACAACUUCAGCAGGCUGUUUUGAAUCCUGUUACUCUUCAAACUGAAUUAGGAACAAUCCAGGCAAGCUCUGAGACCUCUUUACCACAUGGAGCAGUCAUCCAGAAUAUAGAAAUGCAACCUAAUUUCUUAGUUCAGCUUGAUGGAAAUGCUCUUUCACAAAAUAUACUUCAGGUACAACACUCAUCAGAUUCCGGUACAGUGCAAGUUGUUGAUAACGGUGCCAACCAUGCUGAUGCUAUUCGCAUUGUGCAAACUGAUUCAGGUUAUGCUGCUGUACCAGCUAUGCUACAGCAAACACAGGUGACAGAGCCUGUAUCUAAUACUCAAAAUAUAUCUGAAGUUGGCAGUCACAGAGUUAACAGACCAGAAAAAGUACAAGGUAAUUCACAGUCUGUAACAGAUCCACAGAUCCAGGGCCAUAUGGUGCAAGAGGCGACACCUCAGAUAUUUUUGCAGUCCCAAGACAGAGUCCAAGAUGAUGCCACUCAGUCUUUACUCCCCCAGACAUCCUAUGAAAACAUCCAGAUAACACAAGCCUCAGAAGCACCAGCAUUACCACUUGCAGCAAGUACCAUACAAUCACAGGCUGAAGCUGGCAAUAGCAUACAGCUUUCUCUGGAAAGUGGGGAAACACUGACACUCCCUCAGAAUAUUCUCUUUCAGCAGGAGCUACUACCACAGGCUGCUUCAGUGCAGGAUAGCAGAAGUCGUACCCCACAGACUGCAUUUUCCGAUACCUCUAUGGAUGUAACUGGAUUAGGUGAAGGAAUGGUUGAAGCAUCAGAACAAAGUGCUGAUCUACUUGGAGAGAACCUCACUCAUGGUAAUCAACGUCUAGACAAGGAUGAAGUGAAUGCUGCAUCUAGUAGCGCCCUUUCAGCUGCAGCAUCUAUUGGUGCCAUCUACCCUUGCACAGAACCUGAGUGCAAAGUAGUUUUUACUCAGAUGAACCAAUUGAGGCGCCACCAACGAGAAGCACAUGAAGAGGUAAGACCCCAUGUGUGCCAAAUUUGUACCAAGGCAUUCAAACGCAUGGGUCACCUGAAGGAGCACCUUGCCACACAUCAGCCAGGCCCGUCACCUAGCAGAAAUAAACCCACACCCCAUGUGUGCUCAGAGUGUAACAAAGCAUUUGCUAAGCCUAGCCAGUUGGAGAGGCAUAGACGGAUACAUACAGGUGAACGACCGUUCAAAUGCCCACAGUGCGAUAAAGCAUUCAACCAGAAAAAUGCUCUUUCAAUCCAUAUGAAUACUCAUACAGGUGAACGGCCCCACAAGUGCCCUUGUUGUGAGCAUUUGUUUUCUCAAAGAGGAAAUCUAAAGACGCAUAUUAUUCGCAAUCACCAAGAUAAGCUAAUACCUGGCACAAACCUAAUGGAAGUUGGGGUUGGAAUAGCUUUAGACCUCAAUGAGGUCAUUGGUGACGAGUCAUUUAAUGACCCAACAGUGAAAUCAGGGGAUGAGGUUGAUAAUGUAACAGAAGGUCUCGAUCUGGAUGGAACUAUGAACUUCUUUGCUGAUUGAGUAAACAGUUUAAGAAAAGGAUGAGACUCAUGGAUUUCCUUACAGAAUGAGAGGUGGUUUGGAUGACUCUAGACCAAUAGACUACCAAUGAAAUGCAGUGGAGCCCAGCAGUGCAUCUGGUUACCAUGUGGUACAUAUGGCAAUCCCAGGGUGCCUUCAUCCACCUCAGGUUUACUGUAUCAGAUACUAAGAUUUGAGCUUCUUUGUGGAGACAGGCAUUCUGGUAUUAACUUGCCAUGACAUACUACAUACUUCCGUACAUAAUUACUUUUCUUCCUUCACUUCCGUCACUGAUAAUGCUAAUGGUAUUAUUAUAAAUGGGAUGAAAUUGACUGAAACAGAAGACUCAUUUUUGUGGUAGGGGUUCUCAAAUUUGAAUCAAUAUGGGCUCUAAUAGGUUGUUUGUAAAAUCUUUUUAAUUACAGUAUUAGACACAAUGUAUUUAUUCAAGAAAUCAAAUCAAUAUGUAACAUUAAAGACAUUCUAGUCAACAGUGCAGUAUAACUAAUGAUUUUGAUUUUAUCUGUUAAAUUUUUGCAUUCCAUUGUGAUGCAUUUUCAAUGAAUGUUGUUGAUUCAGAUGUUACUAUUACAAAAUCAACUUUAUUGUACAAGUAUUGUAUUGCAAAUUAUUUCAGCUAUUACCACUAUUGAAUUUUGGUUUGAACUAAUAUUCUGUUUUGUAUUUACUCAGUAUUUACCUGGAGUCAGUGAUACCACUAUAUAUUCUAAUUAAAUAAAUAAAAAUAAUAAUAAUAAAUAAUUGACUUCACUCAUGA
Anneissia japonica is the source of this 6609-nucleotide messenger RNA. Its product is annotated as zinc finger protein 236-like. Gene Ontology annotation, molecular function: DNA-binding transcription factor activity, RNA polymerase II-specific; RNA polymerase II cis-regulatory region sequence-specific DNA binding. The record is from RefSeq and is a predicted model, not a curated record. The transcript is spliced from 8 exons. Gene Ontology annotation, biological process: regulation of transcription by RNA polymerase II. Bases 333 to 5831 code for a protein of 1832 amino acids. Gene Ontology annotation, cellular component: nucleus. NCBI's taxonomy places the organism in Eukaryota, Metazoa, Echinodermata, Crinoidea, Comatulida, Comatulidae.